AAUUUUUUCAUUUCGUGUAUUUUGAAAGUUGUGGCUAUAACUGUUAAAAAUGUGAAAGUUGCGGCUAUGGAAAUGUAUUUUGCCUAAAAUAUUUGUAAAAUUAAUUAUGGCGUAACAUCUACGUGGCAAGUGAUGUUGAGUUCCGCUGACAGUAAUAGAGGAGUAGCUUUAGCCCGAGCUAGCCCUGAAUUUGUCUCUCCUUAGCAAAACAAUGUGUAAAGUUGGAUUCAGUUAGAAACUCAGUAUGCUUAUUGUUUAACUAUUCACUGGAUCAAUAGGAUUAUAGGAAGACUGUUAUUCGAGUUUGGCCAUGUAUUUUUAACAAUUUAAUCAUGGACCCAUUAGAACAAUAAUAAACACAACUUUCGAUAGGAUUAAAUUUUAAUUGCUAAAGCCUCUCUCGCGAAUAUGCCGUGAGCCAUGUCCUAGUUAUUUUUAGAAGAAGGCACCAAAACUGCAUUGGUUGUCAAGCCGGUGGUAUAUGUUGGCUGGUAUAACCGAGUUCAACCGAUGAUGGUUCAAAAUCAUGAUUGAUUUUUGAAAUUUAAACAAAAUGACGUUGUUUUGGUAAUUUUAAUUAAAAAGUAAUCACUUUUAUUUAUUUCCCGAAUAUGUUAAUGUUGUUUGUUGGAUUCAAAUAUGAAUGUGUAGAUGAUCCUGGUUUAGGAUGAACGAUUGCAGCAUACACAUGUAAGUCGGACAUGGUAUAUGUAAAUAUUAUAUUUAAAUAUGAGAAUUUUAUUUUGUUUGAAAUGUUGUGUUUACUUAAAUAUGUCUUCUCUGUAACGUUCCAAGUUUAUCGGGUAUCCCCGAAGGAAUGUAGUUUAUUUAUGUUUGAGCCCGGGCGACUGGGCGUCACUCGGGUCCAAGGGGUUUGGGGCGUCAGCCAUGACCUUGAAGGGGUAGGCGCCCCGCCUCGUCAGAAGUAAGAAAAGAGAAGAAGUAUAUAGAGAGAGAAAGUAGAGAGAAGUAAUAGUAAGAGUAGAUAGAUUGUCAUUUAUGAGGAGAGAACUCCUAUUUAUACACAUUUGAGGGUUAGGUAGUGGUCUGGGCGCCUGCCAAGCCAUAAAUGCUCUGGUCGGGCGCCUCAGACUCUCUGACACUGUUCAUAGUCCUUUUGGCAGAGGGUGUCCCCCUGCCCCUUGUCCUUGCUGAUGUCAGGUGCCUGGGCUUGUCUCUUGUCUCCCAGCCUUGUCUUUUUGCUCUUGUCUUCUUUCCUUCUUUAUGCCAUUAGCUAGGGUAUUAUUUCCUUAGUUACUAGGUCUUGGCUUCUCUUGGACUCUUCUUGUAGACCUUCUCCAAGUAUUAUACUUUACCUUCAUACCCUAUCAUUGCCCCUUUGACGUCGGUAUGAGUAUCAUGGCGGCGUCAACAUAAAGUGAGUGUUUCACUAACCUUGCUUUCUCGUCUUCACAAUCAAGUGCCAGCUCUCUUUCUUUAGUUAAUCGGCACCAGGCUCUUCCUUUGAAGUGGGUGCUUCAUUCCCUUAUUGAUCUUCUGAUCUGUUGAGCGCUUGUGCACCCGUGUGGGUGUGCUUGCUUCCAAAUAAGGUGUAGUAAAAUGAGGAAGAAUAAACACAUGUCUCAAGUAACGGAGACUAUCAAAAGAAGCAAUCAUGCCCCUUUUAUCAAGCGCUUGACGCUUGCAUUCUUCCGUUCUUCAUCAAUUAUUUCCUAAGUGACUAUUCUUUCAUCUUAGAGGAUGUGCCUACGCUCGUGUUAGAGUAUUCAAUCUAUCUUGACAAUCAAAUGAAGUUGAAACAAACUUGUCAGUUUUCCUUUGAUUGUGCCUUGCCCAUUUGAAACGAGCGCCUAGCGCUCUUUUCCCAUUUUUUCUUUUUGCCAAAAGAUACCACUGAUAUUGAAAUGCUUUCCAUUCAUUGUCUAAGAUGCUCCAUUUUUCUUUCGAUUACUUGUGCUCUUUUAGAAGAGUGCUUGUUUCAAUUCUUUGGCUAAGCACUGGUCACCGAGCUUGUCGUUAGUGUCCCUAAGACCCAAACUCAACGAGGUGUCUGGCGACUCGCUCAUUUGUCGAUGUGUCUGACCUUCAGUUGGGCGCCUGACAUCUUACUCCUUAGCGAGGUGCCUGACCUUCAGUGGGGUGCCUGACGCCUCACUCCUUCGCUUAUGUCUUUGGUAAGCAUUUGUCACCCAGCUUGUCCUUUGUUGCCGUAAGAUCCAUAGUCAACGAGGUGCCUGGUGACUUGCUCAUUUGUCGAGGUGUCUGACCUUCAGUUGGGCCCCUGGCACCUCACUCCUUCAGCGAGGCGCCUGGAACCACACUACUUCAGCGAGGUGCCUAACCUUCAGCGGUGUACAUGGCGACUCGCUCCUUUGUCGCGGUGUUUGACAUUUGAUAGGGUGCCUGACACCUCACUCCUUCGGUGAGGUGUUUGGCGACUCGCUCUUUUACAUAGGUUUUUGACAUUCAGUUGAGCGCCUGUCACCUCACUCCUUCAUCGAGGCGCCUGGCACCACACUCCUUCAGCCAGGCGCCUAACCUUGAGUGGGGCACAUGGAGACUCGCUCCUUUGCCGAGAUGUCUGACCUUCAGUUGGGCGCCUGGCACCUCACUCUUUUAGCGAGGCGCCUGGCACCGCACUCUUUCAUCGAGGUGCCUAACCUUCAGUGGGGCGCCAUGCACCUCACUCCUUCAUCCAGACGCCUUCAACUAGACGCCUAUCCUUCAUCGAGGCGCCUGGCACCACACUCCUUCAGCCAAGCGCCUAACCUUGAGUGGGGCACAUGAAGACUCGCUCAUUUGCCGAGAUGUCUGACCUUCAGUUGGGAGGCUGGCACCUCACUCUUUUAGCGAGGCGCCUGGCACCGCACUCUUUCAGCGAGGUGCCUAACCUUUAGUGGGGCGCCAGGCACCUCACUCCUUCAGCCAGGCGCCUAUCCUUGAGUGGGGCGCCUGACACCUCACUCCUUCAGCCAGGCGCCUAACCUUGAGUGGGGCACAUGGUAACUUGCUCAUUUGCCGAGGUGCCUGACCUUCUGUGGCACCUCACUCCUUCAGCGGGCGCCUGGCACCACACUCUUUCAGCGAGGUGCCUAACCUUCAGUGGGGCGCCAGGCACCUCACUCCUUCAGCUAGGCGCCUUCAACUAGACGCCUAUCCUUGAGUGGGGCGCCUGACACCUCACUCCUUCAGCCAGGCGCCUAACCUUGAGUGGGGCACAUGGUAACUUGCUCAUUUGCCGAGGUGCCUGACCUUCAGUUGGGCGCCUGUCACCUCACUCCCAGGCACCUCACUCCUUCAGCCAGGCGCCUUCAGCCAGGCGCCUAUCCUUGAGUGGGGCGCCUGGCACCUCACUCCUUCAGCCAGGCGCCUAAUCUUGAGUGGGGCACAUGGUGACUUGCUGAUUUGCCAAGGUGCCUGACCUUCAGUUGGGCGCCUGGCACCUCGACAAUGGAGUGUGGUGCCAGGCUUCUUCUCGACGGAGGAAGCGAGCUAUAUGAGCUCCAUCUGUCUAAGCAAGGAUAUUUAGAGGGAUGUGUUGGGGACAUCGGCUCUCAUGGGGACCUGGGAUCCAGGUGCCCGACGCUCAACUAAAAAGUCGAGCGGAAGCUUUAAGGUUCUUACUCUUUGGCGAGAAAGAGAGCGGUUGGGCUCCACACCCUUGUCCGUUUGGUGGUACUCCCCACAUCAUUGCAUUGGCGCUCCUGAAAAGGAAAUAAUGCACCAGGGCUUCUCCUCGACAGACGAAGCGAGCUAUAUGAGCUCCUUCUGUCUAAGCAGAGAAAUUUCGAGGGAUGUGUUGGGGACAUCGCCUCUCAUGGGGACCUGUUAUCCGGGCGCCCGAAAUUCAACUAAAGAGUCGAGCACAAGCUCUAAGGCUCUUCCGUGUUUGCGGGAAAGAAAGCGGUGGGGUUCAACACCCUUAAUCGUUGGUGGUGCUCCCCAAAGCAUUGCACCAGCGCUCCUAAAAAGGAAAUAACGCGCUUAGCUUCUCCUCGACAGAGGAAGCGAGCUAUAUGAGCUCCAUCUGUCUAAGCAUGGAAAUUUAGAGGGAUGUGUUGGGGACAUCGCCUCUCAUGGGGACCUGUUAUCCAGGCGCCCGAAAUUCAACUAAAGAGUUGAGCACAAGCUCUAAGGCUCCUCCGUGUUUGCGGGAAAAAAAGCGGUGGGGUUCAACACCCUUAACCGUUGGUGGUGCUCCCCAAAGCAUUGCACCAGCGCUCCUGAAAAGGAUAUAACGCGCUUAGCUUCUCCUCGACGGAGGAAGCGAGCUAUAUGAGCUCCAUCUGUCUAAGCAGGGAAAUUUCGAGGGAUGUGUUGGGGACAUCGCCUCUCAUGGGGACCUGUUAUCCAGGCGCCCGAAGUUCAACUAAAGAGUUGAGCACAAGCUCUAAGGCUCUUCCGUGUUUGCGGGAAAAAAAGCGGUAGGGUUCAACACCCUUAACCGUUGGUGGUGCUCCCCAAAGCAUUGCACCAGCGCUCCUGAAAAGGAUAUAACGCGCUUAGCUUCUCCUCGACGGAGGAAGCGAGCUAUAUGAGCUCCAUCUGUCUAAGCAGGGAAAUUUCGAGGGAUGUGUUGGGGACAUCGCCUCUCAUGGGGACCUGUUAUCCAGGCGCCCGAAAUUCAACUAAAGAGUUGAGCACAAGCUCUAAGGCUCCUCCGUGUUUGCGGGAAAAAAAGCGGUGGGGUUCAA
Messenger RNA from Linum trigynum, 4655 nucleotides. The record is from the annotation of a GenBank genome assembly. Lineage: Eukaryota; Viridiplantae; Streptophyta; Magnoliopsida; Malpighiales; Linaceae.